Messenger RNA from Lynx canadensis (Canada lynx), 861 nucleotides. It is a transcript of the gene CCDC196, whose product is annotated as coiled-coil domain containing 196. The coding region runs from base 1 to 861 and encodes 286 amino acids. NCBI's taxonomy places the organism in Eukaryota, Metazoa, Chordata, Mammalia, Carnivora, Felidae. The record is from RefSeq and is a predicted model, not a curated record. The transcript has 10 exons.
AUGACAAGUGGUUCAAACCCUUCAGGAUCUUACUUGCCCUCAAAAGUAAGAUGUUCCAAAAUAGAUGACAACUACUUGAAGGAAUUGAAUGAGGACUUAAAGCUAAGGAAGCAGGAACUGCUAGAGAUCCUAAAACCUCUUGAAGAUAAGAACAAUCUCUUAUUCCAGAAGUUGAUGUCUAACUUGGAAGAAAAACAGAGAAGUCUACAGAUCAUGAGGCAGAUCAUGGCAGGAAAGGGGAGUGAAGAAUCCUCAGUCAUGGAGCUCAUUAAGGAAGCAGAGGAGAUGAAGCAGAAUCUGGAAAGGAAAAACAAGAUGCUUCGGAAGGAAAUGGAGAUGCUAUGGAACAAGACAUUCGACACAGAAGAACUUGGUGAUCAACAAAAAGCACCGCAGAUAAAAAACAAAGCAGACUUGCAGGAGGGGAAGGUUCCCAAAACCCCCUCCUCACCUAGGAAGACCAAGAAUGAACUGGAGACAUCAUGUGCAGAGAAAGUGAAAGAGAAAAAGAAGGAAAAGCCACAGAGGAAAAUGGAAUGGGUCAGGUAUCAGGAACAAGCCAACAUCCUUCAGAAUGGCUUUAAUGGCAAAAUGAUUGAGUUGAGAAUUGAAGCCUUGAAGAACUACCAGAAGGCCAAUGACCUGAAAUUAUCACUGAACUUACAGCAGAAUUUGGAGCCAAAGCAAGCAUAUUUUAAUCUUCCUGGGUCUCGAGGUACUGUGAACACUACAACUACCAGCAGAUUAACUACCAGCAAAAACGAAUCUAAUGUGAGAAUUCUGGGAUCAAAAACCUACACAGAACAACAAAGAGCUAAAGGAAAUCAGUUUGAUGAUGUAGGAGGGAGAUCUUUUUUCUGA